Cornus florida is the source of this 1321-nucleotide messenger RNA. RefSeq names its product type IV inositol polyphosphate 5-phosphatase 11. The transcript is spliced from 7 exons. Gene Ontology annotation, molecular function: phosphatidylinositol-3,4,5-trisphosphate 5-phosphatase activity; phosphatidylinositol-3,5-bisphosphate 5-phosphatase activity. Lineage: Eukaryota; Viridiplantae; Streptophyta; Magnoliopsida; Cornales; Cornaceae. Bases 165 to 1136 code for a protein of 323 amino acids. Gene Ontology annotation, biological process: phosphatidylinositol dephosphorylation; response to salt stress; response to abscisic acid. Gene Ontology annotation, cellular component: plasma membrane. The record is from RefSeq and is a predicted model, not a curated record.
UCUAUCUCGAAAGGGCAAGUAUUAAUUGCUUUUUAUUAUUCUCUUCUUUAUUAAUUUCUUCAAGCUUAAUUUCAAUCACUUUCUCUGUUUUCAUAUGACAUGAAUGUUUUCAUUUAAUACUUUGCAGAAAAAGGUCCAAGUUGAUACGAACAUCAACUAAUUUCAUGGAAGCAACUCAUGAAGGAAUAAAGACUGUUGGCGCCAACAAUCACUGCAACUUCUCAAGUACUUCUGAUCUUUGCAUUUGCAUAGUGACUUGGAACAUGAAUGGCCAGGUUUCUUACGAAGAUAUAGAAGAGCUUGUGAGGGGAGACCGGAAAUUCGAUCUCCUUGUGGUUGGUCUGCAAGAGGUUCCGAGGAGCAACAUUUCGCGGUUGUUGCAGAAAGCUCUAGCUGAUACUCACAUCUUGCUAGGGAAAGCCAUUAUGCAAUCCCUGCAUCUAUAUGUGCUGGGACCGAAGAACCCGGACUUGUUCAUCAAAGAAUUAAAGGUGGACAAGCAUGCUGUUGGAGGUCUUGGAGGACUAAUUGGGAGAAAGAAAGGGGCUGUGGCUGUCAGAAUCACCUGCAAAGGAAUCCAUUUGGUGUUCAUCUCUUGCCAUCUCUCCGCUCAUGCGCGAAAUGUGGAAGAGAGGAACUCCCAAUGCAGGCACAUAUCGCACUCACUCUUCUCCAAGAACUGGAACCCCUAUGCAAGAGCUGCCCAAGUCACCGUGUGGUUGGGAGAUCUCAACUACAGGGUACAGGGGAUCAACACUCUUCCCGCCAGAAAUUUAAUACAGAAAGACCUUCACAGUCUGCUCACCAGCAAAGAUCAACUCUUGCAAGAGGCUGAAAGAGGACAGAUUUUCAAUGGAUACUGUGAGGGUACACUGGCUUUCAAACCAACAUACAAGUAUAAUAUUGGAAGCAGCAACUAUGAUACAAGUUACAAGGUGAGAGUACCAUCAUGGACAGAUCGAAUAUUGUUCAAGGUAGAAGACAGUGAAAAGAUCGACGCAACUCUACACUCAUAUGAAUCGAUAGACAGUAUAUACAGCUCCGAUCAUAAACCAGUGAAGGCUCAUCUCUGCUUAGAAGUUAAUAGACAGUCAUCAUCUCCGAGCAAUAGAGCAAUUACAGGAGUCCAGAGUUGAAACUAUGUACUUUUCCAAGCCGUUCAAGAAGCUUCGCGAGCCUGAAAAACUAACACCACACUCGGUACAGAUUAACACUACCUGGCAUCCCUCAUGAAUCGUGAUCAAGUUCGACCAAUUAUUUAAUUGCUCUGCAUUUUUUUUACCCUCCUUGUGCAUGAUCAAAUGUAAAUAGCUACAUUUGA